Messenger RNA from Penicillium mononematosum, 852 nucleotides. Its product is annotated as lytic polysaccharide monooxygenase auxiliary activity family 9 protein. The coding region runs from base 1 to 852 and encodes 283 amino acids. The transcript has 3 exons. NCBI's taxonomy places the organism in Eukaryota, Fungi, Ascomycota, Eurotiomycetes, Eurotiales, Aspergillaceae. The record is from RefSeq and is a predicted model, not a curated record.
AUGAAGUUCUCCCUCGUCGCUCUCGCAGCCAUCGCGCCUAUGGUCUCAGCCCAUUAUUUCUUCGACACCAUCGUCAUUGACGGCAAGGAAGCUUCCGACUCUGUCCGGUCCAAUACCCGUCCCGCGAAGUACAACCCAACCAAAUGGGUCAACACCCGCGACGACAUGACCCCUGAUAUGCCUGACUUCCGCUGCAACAAGGGUGCUUUCACGCUCGCUGGCCAAACCGGUACUGCGGAGGUCAAGGCCGGAUCCAAGGUCGCCAUGAAGCUUGCCGUUGGUGCUACAAUGCAGCACCCUGGUCCUGCCCUGGUCUACAUGUCCAAGGCUCCUACCACCGCCAAGGAAUAUGAGGGCGAUGGCGAGUGGUUCAAGAUCCACCAAGAGAGUGUCUGCGACAAGAACAAGGACUUCACCAAGGAUGCCUGGUGCACUUGGGACAAGGACCGUAUUGAGUUCACGAUUCCUGCGAGUCUGCCUGAUGGAGAGUAUCUGAUUCGGCCGGAGCACAUUGGCGUGCACGGCGCCGCGGGUGGCGAAGCCGAAUUUUACUACUCCUGUGCUCAAGUCAAGGUUGUCGGUGGUGGCAAUGGAAUCCCCGGACCUACUGUCAAAUUCCCCGGUGCUUACAAGAAAGACGACCCUUCGUUUAACUUCAGUAUCUGGAACGGCUACAAGGAAUACCCUAUGCCUGGUCCGGAAGUCUGGACCGGCGAGUCGGGCUCUAGCGCUGCUUCUAAGGUGUCUAGCGGCAAUGGUGGUGCAGGUGCUGCUGCUACCUCCAAUAAGCCAGCUGAGGACACCUCUGACGACUUUACUCGUUGCGCACGCUCGUGCUUCCAGUACCUGUAA